Molecule: messenger RNA, 2080 nt
Organism: Rattus rattus (black rat)
Lineage: Eukaryota; Metazoa; Chordata; Mammalia; Rodentia; Muridae
Gene: Gin1
Product: gypsy retrotransposon integrase 1
Exons: 7
Coding region: 119-1675 (518 amino acids)
Biological process (GO): DNA integration
Molecular function (GO): nucleic acid binding
Source: RefSeq, a predicted model, not a curated record
UGUUUCACGGUGCCCACCAGAACUCCGACCCCCGUAGUUCCGUUUCCGGUAGCACCAGAUAAAUCGCGAGAGGAGAGUUAAAACCUGCCGUUUGCAUUUAGGACCACUUCGGGUCACGAUGGUCCGUAGUGGAAAAAACGGUGACCUUCAUCUUAAACAGAUCGCGUACUAUAAGCGCACAGGCGAGUACCACCCGACCACAUUGUCGAGUGAGAGAAGCGGCAUCAGAAGGGCGGCUAAGAAAUUUGUCUUCAAAGAAAAAAAGCUGUUUUAUGUUGGAAAAGACAGAAAACAAAAUCGUUUGGUAGUUGUUUCGGAAGAGGAAAAAAAGAAAGUGUUGAGAGAGUGCCAUGAAAAUGGCCCUGGUGUCCAUCACGGCAUCUCCAGAACCCUCACUCUAGUGGAGUCCAGCUACUAUUGGACAUCCGUGACCAAUGAUGUCAAGCAGUGGGUAUAUGCUUGUCAGCAUUGCCAAGUAGCGAAAAGCACAGUUAUCGUAGCACCACAGCAGCACCUUUCCGUGGUGGGAAGCCCGUGGAGUGUAGUUACUGUUGAUCUGAUGGGACCUUUCCAUACAAGCAGCAGAAGUCAUGUGUAUGCUAUGAUCAUGACAGACUUGUUCUCAAAAUGGGUUAUGAUUUUGCCUUUAUGUGAUGUUUCAGCAUCAGAAAUUUCUAAAGCUAUUAUCAAUAUAUUUUUCCUAUAUGGACCUCCUCAGAAAAUAAUAAUGGACCAAAGAGAUGAAUUCAUUGAUCAGAUCAAUGUAGAACUGUAUAGAUUAUUUGGUGCAAAGGAGACUGUAAUCUCUCAAGCGUCUGGAAGUGUGAAUCCAUCUGACAGCACGCCCAGCACAGUGAAAACAUUCCUCUCCAAACACUGCGCCGAGCACCCCGAGACCUGGGACGAGCAGCUGCCAGCUCUUUCCUUUGCCUUCAACGUGACCCGCGCGGAGCCUACUAAAAACUCGCCGUAUUUCCAAAUGUUCAACCGGAACCCUUGCUUGCUGGAGUGUCCUCCUGAAGGGGAAGGCGAAGGCACAAGUGUGUUCGCCAGAAUCGUGGCUGCGGUUAGAGAGGCUGAUGGCGUGGUGGAGAACCAGACACCAGCAGCAGGCCAGAUGGAGAGCAGCCAGUCAGAGGAGCUGAGUAAAAGCAAAGUCGCUAAGAAGAAACCAAAGCAGCUAAACCCCUUCCACCUGAAAGUGGGCCACGAGGUGUUAAGGCAGAGGAAGAACUGGUGGAAGGACGGCCGCUUCCAAUCUGAGUGGGUCGGUCCUUGUGUCAUCGACUACAUUACAGACAGCGGAUGCGCCGUCCUCAGAGACAACACUGGGACCAGACUCAAACGACCUAUCAAAAUGUCCCACCUCAGGCCUUACGUGAGAGAGCCAAGUGAGCAGGACAGUCUUUAUCUCCUGCAAGGUUCCAUAGUGGCGGAUCACGACUACAUUGGAUUACCUGAAAUCCCAGUUGGAACAUACCAGGCUAAUAUUCUGGUGGAAGAUGCAACGAUCGGGAUUGUUGAUAAUGAAUUAUUGAUAUCAAGCAAGGAUCAUGAACUCUUAGAAUACAGAAAUUCAAAAAUCUCUGCGUUGGUAGAAGACCACAGUUCUCUUGAGAAACAGACUUUCAGUCUACUGGAUUCUUCAAAUCAAGUUCUUGAGUACCUCAGUUAGUGAAUACCAGAAUUAACUUCGAAUGCUUGCAUAGAAUGUACAUAUUUCUAGUUUGUAAGUAUUUUAUCUAUUAAAAUAGGUUGUAUAGAAGAGAAAUCUUGGUACUAUGUUAAUAACUAAAUCCUGAAAGUUUAUUUUAAACCAUCCUAAGUUGUUACACGUUUGAAUACAAAUAAAUAUAUGUAACAGAAAUAUACACUGCGUAGAACUCAGAAAUUUAUCAGAGAACAGACAAACUACAUUGCUAGGAAGUAAAUUCUAGUAGUGAAAUCUCUUUUUCUAUAUUGGUACUGUAUUUUCUCUUCUAAUUUUUCAGCAGUAUAACCCCUUUAAAUAAAUUUAAACUAAUUAUAGUUUAGUUAAUAAUAUUUGAGUCAACACUAACAUAAAUGAAAUGAAACUUUA